AUGGCCAACACCGAUGAGUGUACCUUGCAAACAUGUCCGUUAAGCGCUGCUUAUAUCGAAUAUCGGCCUAAUAUGCCCGGGAAUAUGGUUUACCUUGCGAUUUUCGCAGUCUUGAUGGUUGGACAGGUCGGUGCGGGCAUCAAGUAUCGAACUUGGAGUUUCAUGGUCCCAAUGGCUGCUGGCCUUAUAUUAGAGGUGAUAGGAUAUUUGGGCCGAGUGUUCCUACACAACAAUCCAUUCAAUUUCGAUGCUUUCUUGAUGUAUUUGAUAUGUCUCACAAUUGCACCAGCAUUUUUCACAGCUGGCAUAUAUCUUUGCCUGGGUCGUGUCAUUACUGUUUACGGGGAGGAAUUCUCACGCUUGAAGCCGAGAACUUACACCUACAUCUUCGUGGCCUGUGAUUUGAUCUCUCUUGUGUUGCAAGCAGCUGGUGGUGCUGUCACCUCUAUCGCCGAUGAAAGAUCCCUUCGGGAUACUGGUGUCAACAUCAUGAUCGCCGGGUUAGCCUUCCAAGUCGUUUCCUUGGUGGCAUUCUCUGUUCUUGCAAUUGAAUAUGGAGUCCGGGCUGUACGAGCACGACGAAUGCAUUCUCAGAAGCGACGAGCAAGCUGGAAGAGGAGAUCAUUCUUGCUAGGCUUGGCAACCGCAGUUUUGACUAUAGUGAUUCGGUCUGCUUUUCGGGUAGCUGAGCUCCAGAGGGGUUUCGACAGUAGUCUUGCCAAUGACGAGGUAGCGUUGAUGAUUCUCGAAGGCGCCAUGGUUUCAAUUGCGUGUAUUUGCUUGACCGGCUUGUAUCCUGCUCUGCUUGUGGGCAAAAAUUGGAAGACACCCCGAGCGCUUACACUGGUCUCGGAUUCGGAAACAGAAUUGAAUUGA
Molecule: messenger RNA, 876 nt
Organism: Penicillium canescens
Lineage: Eukaryota; Fungi; Ascomycota; Eurotiomycetes; Eurotiales; Aspergillaceae
Product: RTA1 domain-containing protein
Exons: 3
Coding region: 1-876 (291 amino acids)
Cellular component (GO): fungal-type vacuole; plasma membrane
Source: RefSeq, a predicted model, not a curated record